AUGGAGGCGCUGGGACCAGGACCUCCGACCAGCCUGUUCCAGCCACCUCGUCGUCCUGGCCUUGGAACUGUUGGAAAACCAAUUCGACUGUUAGCCAAUCAUUUUCAGGUUCAGAUUCCUAAAAUAGAUGUGUAUCACUAUGAUGUGGAUAUUAAACCAGAAAAACGGCCUCGUAGAGUCAACAGGGAGGUAGUAGAUACAAUGGUGCGGCACUUCAAGAUGCAGAUAUUUGGUGAUCGACAGCCUGGCUAUGAUGGCAAAAGAAACAUGUACACAGCACAUCCACUGCCAAUUGGACGGGAUAGGGUUGAUAUGGAAGUGACCCUUCCGGGUGAGGGUAAAGACCAAACCUUUAAAGUGUCUGUUCAGUGGGUGUCCGUUGUGAGCCUUCAGAUGCUUUUAGAAGCUUUAGCUGGGCACUUGAAUGAAGUCCCAGAUGACUCAGUACAAGCACUUGAUGUUAUUACAAGACACCUCCCCUCCAUGAGGUACACUCCAGUGGGCCGUUCCUUUUUCUCACCUCCAGAAGGUUACUACCACCCCCUGGGAGGGGGCAGGGAGGUUUGGUUUGGCUUUCAUCAGUCUGUAAGACCUGCCAUGUGGAAUAUGAUGCUCAAUAUUGAUGUAUCUGCAACUGCUUUCUACCGGGCUCAGCCUAUCAUUGAGUUUAUGUGUGAGGUUUUAGACAUUCAGAAUAUCAACGAACAGACCAAACCUCUAACAGACUCCCAGCGUGUCAAGUUUACCAAAGAAAUCAGAGGUCUUAAAGUUGAGGUGACUCACUGUGGACAGAUGAAGCGAAAAUACCGAGUUUGUAAUGUGACCAGACGGCCAGCCAGUCAUCAAACUUUUCCUUUACAGCUAGAAAAUGGUCAAGCCAUGGAAUGUACUGUAGCUCAAUAUUUUAAGCAAAAGUAUAGCCUGCAGCUGAAAUAUCCUCAUCUUCCCUGUCUCCAAGUGGGACAAGAACAAAAGCAUACAUACUUGCCACUUGAGGUCUGUAAUAUAGUGGCUGGACAGCGAUGUAUAAAGAAACUUACAGACAAUCAGACUUCCACGAUGAUCAAAGCCACAGCAAGAUCUGCCCCUGACCGACAGGAAGAAAUCAGUAGACUGGUGAAGAGUAACAGCAUGGUGGGUGGACCUGAUCCAUACCUUAAAGAAUUUGGUAUUGUUGUCCACAAUGAAAUGACAGAGCUCACAGGCAGGGUACUUCCAGCACCAAUGCUACAGUAUGGAGGCCGGAAUAAAACAGUAGCCACACCCAACCAGGGUGUCUGGGACAUGCGAGGAAAGCAGUUUUAUGCUGGCAUUGAAAUUAAAGUUUGGGCAGUUGCUUGUUUUGCGCCUCAGAAACAAUGUAGGGAAGAUUUACUAAAGAGUUUCACUGACCAGCUCCGUAAAAUCUCUAAGGAUGCAGGAAUGCCCAUCCAGGGUCAGCCAUGUUUCUGCAAGUAUGCACAAGGUGCAGACAGCGUGGAGCCCAUGUUUAAACAUCUAAAAAUGACAUAUGUGGGCCUACAGCUAAUAGUGGUGAUCUUGCCUGGGAAGACGCCAGUAUAUGCGGAGGUGAAACGUGUUGGAGAUACCCUCCUGGGUAUGGCCACACAGUGUGUCCAGGUAAAGAAUGUAGUGAAGACCUCACCCCAGACCCUUUCCAACCUUUGCCUGAAGAUAAAUGCAAAGCUGGGAGGAAUUAACAACGUGCUUGUACCUCAUCAAAGGCCAUCGGUGUUCCAGCAGCCUGUCAUCUUCCUGGGAGCAGAUGUCACCCACCCCCCUGCAGGGGAUGGGAAGAAGCCUUCCAUUGCUGCUGUCGUUGGCAGUAUGGAUGGCCACCCCAGCCGGUACUGUGCCACUGUUCGGGUGCAGACCUCCCGCCAAGAGGUCUCCCAGGAGCUCCUCUAUAGUCAGGAGGUGAUCCAUGACCUCACUACCAUGGUUCGAGAGCUGCUGAUCCAGUUCUACAAGUCCACACGCUUCAAACCUACACGGAUCAUCUAUUACCGUGGAGGGGUAUCUGAGGGACAAAUGAAGCAGGUAGCUUGGCCAGAACUAAUAGCAAUUCGAAAGGCAUGUAUUAGCUUGGAAGAAGAUUACCGGCCAGGAAUAACUUACAUUGUGGUACAGAAAAGACAUCAUACACGACUCUUCUGUGCGGAGAAAGCAGAAAGGGUGGGUAAAAGUGGCAAUGUACCAGCAGGCACUACCGUGGAUAGCACCAUCACACAUCCAUCGGAGUUUGACUUUUACCUCUGUAGUCACGCAGGAAUUCAGGGAACCAGUCGUCCUUCACAUUACCAGGUCUUGUGGGAUGACAACUGCUUCACUGCAGACGAGCUCCAGCUACUGACUUACCAGCUAUGCCACACCUAUGUGCGGUGCACACGCUCAGUCUCUAUUCCAGCCCCUGCGUACUAUGCCCGGCUUGUAGCAUUCCGAGCAAGGUAUCAUCUGGUGGAUAAAGAUCAUGACAGUGCAGAAGGCAGUCACGUGUCAGGACAGAGCAAUGGCCGAGAUCCUCAAGCCUUGGCCAAAGCUGUGCAAAUCCACCACGAUACCCAGCACACAAUGUAUUUUGCCUGA
This is a messenger RNA of Pipistrellus nathusii (Nathusius's pipistrelle), 2586 nucleotides long. The record is from the annotation of a GenBank genome assembly. NCBI's taxonomy places the organism in Eukaryota, Metazoa, Chordata, Mammalia, Chiroptera, Vespertilionidae.